Gopherus flavomarginatus (Mexican gopher tortoise) is the source of this 1815-nucleotide messenger RNA. RefSeq names its product transmembrane protein 179B (gene TMEM179B). The record is from RefSeq and is a predicted model, not a curated record. The transcript is spliced from 5 exons. Bases 46 to 702 code for a protein of 218 amino acids. NCBI's taxonomy places the organism in Eukaryota, Metazoa, Chordata, Testudines, Testudinidae.
GGGGCGGGGAUUGGGGCUUCGGGCCCUGGGCUGGCCGAGGGGAACAUGGCGGUGUCCGCGCUGCAGCUGGGGGAACUGGCCCUGCACGGAGCUGCCUUCCUCUGCGGGGUGGUCUGCGCCUCGGCCCUGACCGUCACCCAGGGGGAGUUUGGUGGCCAGUGUAUCCUCUAUGGGUCCGUAGACAAGAACGGGACGGCCCUCGCUCUGUCUCGCUUUAGCAACAUCUCCCUCUGUUACUUCGUCGCUGCCAUCUCCAUCCUUAUCGCUGUGUACUGCUUCGCAAUGCUGCUCUACGGCAUCUACAGCUGCUGCAUGGACGAGAGGCAGUGGGAUCACACCUGGCUCACCAUCAACCUGGCAAUCUCUGCUGUGAUCCUCUUCUUCCUGCUGGUCUCGGCCUGUAUCCUCCGGGUUGGGAUGGACACUCUGUGCUCGUCCAUCCUCCAAACCAAACUUGUGAAAAGCUGCCAAGAGGCCCAGCAUGCACAGUGGUUCCCACAGUAUAAUGCAGCGAGGUUCUACGACAAUCUCUACAGUGCUGAGGCGGCUGCCUGGGUGAACUUCUUCUUCUGGUGUCUGCUGCUGGUCCUGCUGCUUGUGCAGCGCAGACGGGAAGCCCCGUUCCAGCUCCUGCAGCGCAACGACCCCGAGUGGAGCUCCGAGACAGAUGCCAUCUUUGGUGCCCGGCCACAGAGGCCGUGAGGAGACUGGGAGGGACAAGCAGCCUCAGUUUGGGCAAGGGGGGAAGUGUGUGUGUGUGUGUGUGUGUGAGUGAGAGAGCACACGCACGAUUUGGGGGAGAGGAGAGGGCUGGAAGCAUCUCCCCGCCCCCACUCCCCCACCCACCAGUGCCUUUCCUCUGGCUUCAGGGGUGCUCUGCUUGUCCUCCUCUGGCCGUUCUGGUUCUUGAUAGUGAGGAAAGUCAAUGGGACGGCCAAUGAUCCUGUCUGUCUGGCGUGAUCCCACUCAUAGUCCCAACCUCCAGUACCCGUCUCCUCCCACCUCCACCUCUACAGAGGGGGUGGGCCAGGACUAGGGUUCACCUCACACACAGGCACCCUACGGGGGGCGGGGGGUUCUGGAUAUGAGAGGAUUUCAGCACAGACAUGAGCUGUGCAGCGUUCCUUGACAUGCCCCUCGGAACCCACUGUUGACACUGCAGGUUGGGUAAUCCUUGGAUCUGGAGGACACCAGUAGCCACAUCCAAUCUCCCCUCCUCUGAAGCUCUCUGAUGUCAGUGUGAUGGGCUUUAUGUAAGACUGUGGGGUGCAUCUGCCUUAAAUACCAGAGACACUGGGAGUGCAUGAGCCCAUUCCAGCUGGGCGUGUGUAAUCACAGAACUAGCUUAGUGGAGGCAGAGUAAUUCUUCUCAGGGAGUGGGGAAAGGAGGGCUUAGAGCAGGCCCCUGCCCGGAUGGAGGAGAGAAGACCCAGCAGCACCACCAUGACACUAGUUAUAGGAUGUGGGGCCAGGGGAAGCCCUUGAAAACCAAGUGCCAAUGGGCUGGGUGUCCGAUUGUCCAAAGCUGGUUGCCAUACCCUCUCAGCAAGAGGGCACCUCAUUUCAGGAGCCAAAGAGAGAAUGCCAGCUGCCUAAGUGCAGGCAAUCCCACUGGGCCAGCAAGUGCCUUCCACGGGGUGUUUGAAGACCAGAGCAAGAGGGAAGGGCCCAUUCAUGCCUAAAUGCCUCUGCAGACCCCCUCCUGCUCAAGGGUCGGGAUCUCCUUGCACCAUUAUUGUAUGUGGAACUGGGCCCAUUUCUUGUGCCUUUCAUUUUGUACUAAACCUUGUUAUUAAAAUGAUGAUUUUUACCAGA